AUAAAAACUCCCAUUGAUCAUUGAUCAUUGACUACAACUUUCUCAAGUCGUCUCCUUCAAAAUCAUUCUCUACAAACCUCUCUAUAUCUCCAUGGAUGCACCCCGAGGCAGCGACGGUGGACUACGUAGAGUGGCGGUGGUCGGUGGUGGCAUCGCUGGGUCUCUGAUUGCCAAAUCCCUCCAGUUUUUCGCUCACGUCACUCUCAUUGAUCCAAAAGAGUAUUUGGAGAUUCCUUAUGGAAGUUUGAGGUCAACGGUGGAGCCUUGUUUUGCAGAGCGAAUGUUGAUUGAUCAUUCCCAUUAUUUUACUAAUGGGCGUUUGAUAACUUCCCCGGCUGUGGAUGUAACAGAAUCUCAAGUCUUGGUUGCUGAUGGACGACAUGUCGUCUUUGACUUUCUUGUUGUCGCCACUGGCCACCAUGAUUUUACCCUUCCCACAACUAGAACUCAACGUCUUCAUCAAUACACAGAAGAAAAUGAAAAGAUCAGAAGAGCCAAGUCCAUAUUAAUCAUUGGAGGUGGACCGACGGGCGUCGAACUGGCCGGAGAGAUCGCCACGGAGUUUCCUGACAAGGCGAUCACUCUAGUUCAUGACGGACCAAGGUUGCUGGAAUUCAUCGGACCAAAGGCCUCAAACAAAGCUUUUAGAUGGAUGAUAUCCAAAAGGGUGGAUGUAAAAUUGGAACAAACAAUCGACCUAAACAACAUGUCGGAUGAAAUCACGAGCUUUCGAAGCUCGAAGGGGGAGAUCAUCAGAGCCGACUGCUAUUUUGUAUGCACUGGAAAACCAGUAGCCUCAGCUUGGCUUCACAAAAGCAUCUUGAAAAGCUCUUUGGAUAGCCAUGGAAGAUUGAUGGUGGACGGAUAUCUGAGAGUUAAAGGCCGACAUAAUAUCUUUGCCAUUGGAGACAUCACUGAUAUUCGAGAAAGUAAGCAAGGGGAAUCAGCAAAGAGACAGGCAAAGGUAGCUGCAAAGAACAUGAAGAGGCUAAUGGUUGGAAAAGAGAGUAAAAUGGAGAGUUAUGUGGCUCAAUCUCCACCCACAGCCAUGGUUUCAUUGGGGAAGAAACAAGCAAUUGCCCAAUUUUCUUUCACAACUAUGUCAGGAAUUUUCCCUGCUUUUAUCAAAUCUAGAGAUCUCUUUGUGGGUAAAGCAAGGAAGCAUUUAGGCCUACACCCUACUUUACUAGAUUAAUUCACCAUUUUCUUCUCUAAUUUCUUCACUCCAAUUU
Molecule: messenger RNA, 1232 nt
Organism: Benincasa hispida (wax gourd)
Lineage: Eukaryota; Viridiplantae; Streptophyta; Magnoliopsida; Cucurbitales; Cucurbitaceae
Cellular component (GO): cytoplasm
Molecular function (GO): electron-transferring-flavoprotein dehydrogenase activity; flavin adenine dinucleotide binding
Source: RefSeq, a predicted model, not a curated record